UCAUGGUUAGAUAAUACAAUAGAUAAAAACCACGCAAUAUUUUUACAUCAGAUUUAAAUUAAAACGAGUUUAGCAAUCAUUAUAAUAUAGAGUGUGAAUUGAAAAAAACAAAACAUAAUGACAGUUAGAAUAGCUAUUGUAGGAGAUAAAGGAGUUGGAAAAUCAGCUCUUGUUCACCUUUGUGUGAAAAACUUGUUUCAACCGAUCGCACCAUCUGGGAAAGACGUUGCGCACAGAUUGUUAACGGCUAAAAACGCUGUUGUAGAUCUUAUCGAUUUUAAUGGUAAAAACGAUGCUCUAAUAAGCUGCGCUGACGGUUUUAUAAUAUGUUAUUCAAUAACAGAUAGAAAAAGUUUCGAGAACAUAGAGUCUAUUUUAAUAAAAAUUGUUGAUUUAAAUAUAAAAAGACCGAAAAUUGCAAUUAUAGGUAAUAAAAAUGAUUUAGACGAUCAAAGACAGGUCUCUGUAUCAGAUGGACUUAAUUUUGCCAAAGAAUUAAAAGUUUUGUUUUACGAAACCUCUGCUCUUGUUCCAUCAAUCGAUUUUAGGCAAGUUCUUAAUGAACUUCGUAAAUCUAUUUUAAGCUCGAGGAAAUCAGAAAAAAAAGUAAAACACACAAACUUCUUAAGUUCGGAAAAUUUAUUAAACGAAGUUCUAGACAAAUCGAUAAUUAACACGAAAAAAUUUAAUGGCUGCAGUCGUAACAAACAAGAACGCGUGUUCGGAACUAUAAAAAAGAAACUACUAAAGAACAAUCACCGUCUCGUCAAAUAAUUUUUUUUUAAAACCAAACAAUUCUUAUCUAAUCUUAUGUUUCCGUUAAGGAUAUUUAUUUUAAUAAUUUAUUAAAAAUAUUUUAUUUUUUAAAUUUUAUUUAAAAAAUUAAGUA
This is a messenger RNA of Hydra vulgaris (swiftwater hydra), 889 nucleotides long. NCBI's taxonomy places the organism in Eukaryota, Metazoa, Cnidaria, Hydrozoa, Anthoathecata, Hydridae. The record is from RefSeq and is a predicted model, not a curated record.